Hyaloscypha bicolor E is the source of this 641-nucleotide messenger RNA. RefSeq lists its product as uncharacterized. Gene Ontology annotation, biological process: mitochondrion organization. NCBI's taxonomy places the organism in Eukaryota, Fungi, Ascomycota, Leotiomycetes, Helotiales, Hyaloscyphaceae. The transcript is spliced from 3 exons. Gene Ontology annotation, cellular component: mitochondrion; nucleus. The record is from RefSeq and is a predicted model, not a curated record. The coding region runs from base 88 to 567 and encodes 159 amino acids.
UUCACAUUUUUCAAUCACAACACCCCAAAGUGUGCAGCAGACCCCGACAUCUUCAAUUCAUCCAAACUCCCCAAGCAAUAAGCCAAGAUGCCUCGUCAAGGAAGAUCCGGUGGUGGACGAGCUCCCUCCCGCCCAUCCGCUGCUCCUUCAAGACCAGCUCCACAACAGCAAAGUCGACCAGCAACCACCGCUGCCUAUCCACCUGCACGAGCGAACCAAGCUGCACCACCAGCUCAGCAAGCCCAACAGCAGCAAGGCUCUUCCGGUCCCGGUCUGUUUGGACAGAUGGCUUCUACAGCUGCAGGUGUAGCAGUCGGCUCCUCCAUCGGACACGCAAUCGGUGGAUUUUUCGGUGGCGGAUCUUCUCAACCUGCUGCUGAGCAACAACAGGAUAACGGUGUUGCGGCAACCAGCAACCAGCAAAACACUGCCUGGGGACCACGAAGCUGCGAGGUGGACGCGAAGCAGUUCACCAAGUGUCUAGAUGAGAAUCAAGGAAACAUGCAGGUCUGCAGUUGGUAUUUGGAGCAAUUGAAGGCUUGCCAAAGUGCAGCCAGCCAGUAUUAGAGAAGGAUACCUAUCUCCGAGAAAUUUAUAAUACUGGCAACAGAGAUUGCAUAAGCAUUGGGGGUGCAUUGUGG